AUGGCCCCAGCAGCCACCAAACUCACAUUACCAGGCUCCAACAGCCACCAACCUCACAUUACCAGGCUCCAACAACCACCAACAUCCUCCUACCAGGCUCCAACAACUAUCAACAUCCUCCUACUAGGCUCCAACAACCACCAACAACCAGGCUCCAACAACUACCAACAUCCUCCUACCAGGCUCCAACAACCACCAACCUCAAACUACCAGGCUCCAACAACUAUCAACAUCCUCCUACCAGGCUCCAACAACUAUCAACAUCCUCCUACUAGGCUCCAACAACCACCAACCUCAAACUACCAGGCUCCAACAACUACCAACAUCCACCUACUAGGCUCCAACAACCACCAAACUCAAACUACCAGGCUCCAACAACUAUCAACAUCCUCCUACCAGGCUCCAACAACUAUCAACAUCCUCCUACUAGGCUCCAACAACCACCAACCUCAAACUACCAGGCUCCAACAACUAUCAACAUCCUCCUACCAGGCUCCAACAACCAUCAACCUCACAUUAUUCCACUCCUACAACCAUCAAUCCCCGGCUGCAACAAACUCAAGGCAACCACCCGACUUCAACAUCCUCUUUUCUCCGACAGCAUCUGGACAAGUUCCCCUCCCCAUUCCACUCCGCAUAUCGUUGCUUACUCAAAACUUAGGACACCCCCCAUCCAGCCCACAGGUCCACCCCAACCACCAGGACCCCGUCCUGCCUAGAGUCACGCUGUGGGGGAUCAGCGUGUUUGCUGAACGUGAUACAUCAGGACCUGGCGUGGAGAGUCGGAGCAGGCCGCUAAGUUGCUUGUCUGUGGAGCUUCGUGGUCUGCCAUGUUCCCUUGUCUCUGUGGCGUCAGUACAUCGUUACCCCUUCCCUGUAACACCGGCACCCCUCAGUACAUCGUCGCCCCCACCCUGGAACAUCGCCACCCCCCAGUACAUCGUUACCCCUUCCCUGGAACAUCGCCUGCCCCCAGUACAACGUUAUCCCCACCCUGUAACACCGCCACCCCUCAGUACAUCGUUACCCCCACCCUGUAACAUCGCCACCCCCGAGUACAUCGUUACCCCCACCCUGGAACCCCGGCACCUCAGUACAUCGUUACCCCUUCCUGGAACAUCGCCACCCCUCAGUACAUCGUUACCCCAACCCUGUAACACCGGCACCCCUCAGUACAUCGUUACCCCCACCCUGGAACACCGCCACCCCUCAGUACAUCAUUACCCCACCCUGGAACACCGCCAUCCCCAUUACAUCGUUACCCCCACCCUGUAA
Messenger RNA from Haliotis rubra (blacklip abalone), 1275 nucleotides. Its product is annotated as mucin-2-like. Bases 1 to 1275 code for a protein of 424 amino acids. The record is from RefSeq and is a predicted model, not a curated record. The transcript is spliced from 4 exons. NCBI's taxonomy places the organism in Eukaryota, Metazoa, Mollusca, Gastropoda, Lepetellida, Haliotidae.